AUGCAGUCCUUGGGUCGAAAGCCCCUGUGGCUGGCACUGUCAGCCUCCUGUCUCCUUCUCAUCCUUCUGGAGAUCUUUCCGCUUCUGCGCCCAGCAGUGCCCCCCCAGCCUGGCCCGGGAUCCCCCCAUGGCUGGCCCCGCUGGCAGGAUGCUGAACUCUUGCAGAGUUUCUUCCAGCCUGAGGAACUCUUGGAAACCGCCCUUCCACCUCAAGCCCCCACUGGAGGCAGCUGCUACCGGGGAGCCUGCUUUGAUGCCCACAAGUGCAGGGCAGAUGGGUUCAAGGUGUUCGCGUACCCAGUGGUGGGAUCCACCUCGGAGGCUCAUCGCAGGAUCCUGGCUUCCCUGGAGGGCUUACCCUACUAUACGUGGAGCCCAGCCGAGGCCUGCCUUCUGCUCUUCCUCCCCGGCCCUGAGGGGUGCAGCCAGGUGCCUCCGCAGUGGAACGAGGGCAAGAACCACAUGGUCCUCACUCUCCAUCCAGCCUCCUGCCCACGUAGCUUCCAGCUGGGACAGGCAAUGGUGGCGGAGGCCACCCCCACAGUGGAUACCUUCCGACCUGGCUUCGAUGUGGCCCUCCCUCACCUCCCUGAAGCCCACCCAUUGCGAGGUGGGGCUCCUGGGCAGCUGCGGCAGCACAGCCCCCACCCUGGGGCUGCCCUGUUAGCCCUGGCUGGGGAGAGGGGCAGGUGGUGCAUCGCAAGGGCCAACUCCUCUGCCGGUUCCUGGGAUGGGAGCUGUGAUCAGGACCCUGGAAGCGAGCAGAGCCAGCCUAGGGAGAUGCUGCCCAAUGCCACCUUCUGCCUCAUCCCUGGCCAACUUCCUGACGCCUGGCGCUUUCUCCAAGCUCUACAGGCUGGCUGUAUCCCUGUGUUGCUCAGCCCACGCUGGGAGCUUCCCUUCUCUGAGGUCAUCGACUGGACGAAGGCAUCCAUCGUAGUGGAUGAGAGGCAAGCCCUACAGGUCCUGGCUGCCCUCCGGGAGAUGCCCCCUGCACGGGUCCUCGCCCUGCGGCAGCAGACCCAGUUUCUGUGGGCAGCCUACUUUUCCUCCGUGGAGAAGGUCGUGCACACGGCUCUGGAGAUUCUGCGGGCUCGCAUCUUUGGAGCUUCUGUGCAUGACUGGUUGCUGUGGAAUAACCCCCCAGGGGCACUCCUGGCCCUGCCCACCUUUUCCAUGAGCCCCCGGGACUUCCCCUUCUACCACCUGCAGCAGGGUUCCCGCCCUGAGAGCAGCUUCAGUGCCCUGAUCUGGGUUGGAUCCCUCAGCCAGCCACCUCUGAAGCUCAUUCACACAGUAGCAGAGUCCCAGCACUGCGCCCAGAUCUUGAUUCUCUGGAGCAGUGCGAGACCAUUGCCAACCAGGUGGCCAGACACAGCAGUGCCUGUGACCGUCAUUGAUGGGCUUAGGAAGGCCAGCGCCCGCUUCCUCCCGUACAGCACCAUCAGCACCGACGCUGUCCUCAGCCUGGACGCCCAGAGCAGCGUCUCCACAAGUGAGGUGGACUUUGCCUUCGGGGUGUGGCAGAGCUUUCCAGAGCGGAUGGUGGGCUUUGUGACACAUAGCCACUUCUGGAACGAAGCCGGGGGUGGCUGGAGCCACACUGCUGAGAGGGCCAAUGAGUUUUCCAUGGUUCUCACCACAGCCACCUUCUACCACCGGUACUACCAUACCCUCUUCACUCACUCCCUGCCCGAGUCACUGAGGACCCUGGCAGAUGAGUCACCUGCGUGCUUGGACAUCCUGAUGAAUUUCCUAGUGGCAGCUGUCACCAAGCUGCCCCCUAUCAAAGUGCCCCAUGCCAGGUGGCACCAGGAAGCUGAGCUGUCGGCACCGGGGGGCUCAGGGCCUGGACCAGAGUCGCAGCCUUCAGCCCGGGACUGCAUCAACCAGGUGGUUGCAUGGUUUGGCGACAUGCCCCUGGUAUCAUCUCGCCUGCGGCUAGACCCAGUGCUGUUCAAAGACCCAGUGUCGGUGCAACGCAAGAAGUACCGCAGUCUGGAGAAGUCCUAG
This is a messenger RNA of Ochotona curzoniae (black-lipped pika), 2013 nucleotides long. RefSeq names its product exostosin like glycosyltransferase 1 (gene EXTL1). The record is from RefSeq and is a predicted model, not a curated record. NCBI's taxonomy places the organism in Eukaryota, Metazoa, Chordata, Mammalia, Lagomorpha, Ochotonidae. Bases 1 to 2013 code for a protein of 670 amino acids. The transcript has 11 exons. Gene Ontology annotation, molecular function: glycosyltransferase activity. Gene Ontology annotation, cellular component: membrane.